This is a messenger RNA of Syzygium oleosum, 2582 nucleotides long. RefSeq names its product probable leucine-rich repeat receptor-like protein kinase At1g68400. Gene Ontology annotation, molecular function: ATP binding; protein kinase activity. Bases 410 to 2263 code for a protein of 617 amino acids. NCBI's taxonomy places the organism in Eukaryota, Viridiplantae, Streptophyta, Magnoliopsida, Myrtales, Myrtaceae. The record is from RefSeq and is a predicted model, not a curated record. Gene Ontology annotation, biological process: protein phosphorylation. The transcript is spliced from 3 exons.
CUUCGACGAGCGACAACUAAAGUUUGUGCUCGAGCACGACUCUGUCUUUUCCCCCGAACAGUAUUCCAUUUAUGUUGUCUUUGCUUCCCACGAAACAUGCUUUUCAUCCGGAAUUGAAGAGAUAAAGAAAGAAAGAAAAGGCCCGAUCAAAGACAUAGCUGUCCAUUUGACACAGAAAAAUCAUUGCCAAAUAUUCCUCAAAGCUGUCACCUUGUCAUUAAUUUUUUAACUCCUCCUUGUUCCGUCCGCUUCUGAGCAGAAUCUUGCCUUGCACAAUUCGUCAAAGGGUAACGAUUAACAGGUAUGAAUUUCUGCAAAACACACAACCCGUUUGAUUUUCCGUUUUCUUGAUAUCAACAAAAAGAAAAAAAACCCAUGUGUGUUUUCCUCUUUUGUUCCACCAUUGAUCAUGAACUUGGCUUCUAAUGCAUUGCUUGGCCUUGCCUCUUUGAUUCUUGUAGCUCAGUUUUCGAGUAUUACUCUGCGUGUACAUGGUGUUUAUUACGCUUAUGAAAGGGAUGAUUUGGUGAGGCUAAGAGAUUAUCUGAAGUCUCCUACGUUUAACCUGAGAGCAAAUUGGUCAGGACCACCUUGCAUCAACAAUAGUAGCAGAUGGGUUGGUGUUUCUUGCUUGAACUCACAUGUUGUCCACCUUGUGCUUGAUGAAUUGCAACUCACAGGGUCCCUCCCUCCUGGAUUCCUGGAAAAUGUGACUUUCCUGAGUAGGCUUAGCUUCAGAGACAACUCCAUCUCCGGUCCCCUUCCUAACCUUACGAAUCUCGUAUCCCUGCAAGAUGUGUUGCUCUCUGGCAACCGAUUCUCAGGUCCAAUCCCUCCAGACUAUGUCGACCUGCCGAGAUUGAAGAAUUUAGAGCUGCAUGAGAACAAUUUGAGCGGACGGAUCCCGCCUUUCGGUCAAUUGACUCUGAUAGGUUUCAACAUCUCAUAUAAUCGUCUCGAGGGCCCUAUUCCACAAACUCGUGUUCUUCAAGAGUUUCCAAGAAGUUCCUAUGAUCACAACCCGGGUCUUUGCGGAAGACCCCUGGAGACUCCAUGUGCGGUGGCACCUCCUCCAUAUAUUCCACCAAUACCAACUCCUGCACCCGGUCCAUUUAUUCCACCACCGGCCCGGCUAACGAGAGGUCUACGAGCGUGGAUUAUUACUGUUAUUGCUGCAGCGGCAGUUCUAGUUCCUCUAAUUACUGUGGUCGUUUUCAUGUUCUACUGUAAAAUGGGGUUCGGUAGAAAAGAGCAAGCAAGAGAAGACCAGGGAGUCAGAGGUUCGGUUGAGAUGAUGGAGAGGAGUAGACGUCAUUUAAAGAGCAGGGAGGAUCCAGAAAGGACAGUGGAACUUGAUAUUUUCAACAGGGAGAUUCAAGCUUUCGACUUGGAUGAUCUACUGAGAGCGUCAGCUGAAGUACUCGGAAGAGGGAAACUAGGUAGUACUUAUAAAACAAUAUUGGAGUCCGGUUCGAUCGUUGCCGUUAAGAGACUCAACAACAUGAACGGGCUGCGCAAGAAAGAAUUCAAACAGCAGAUGCAUAUGCUAGGAAACCUGAUGCACGAAAACCUUGUCCGGGUCAUCUCCUUUUACUAUUCCAAGGAGGAGAAGCUGGUCGUCUAUGAAUUUGUCUCUGAUGGCAAUUUGUUCAAGCUUUUACAUGAGAACAGAGGACCUGGAAGAGUACCUCUGGCUUGGGACACGAGACUAUCCAUCAUUAAGGACAUAGCCAAGGGCCUGAGUUUCCUGCACCAGUCUUUAUCAUAUCAGAAAGUUCCGCAUGCAAAUCUCAAGUCUUCCAAUGUUCUUAUCUCUCGUAGCAACCAGAACUUUUGUGCUAAGUUAGCAGAUUUCGGCUUCUUCUCAUUACUUUCACCGCGCAAGUCAUUAGAAAAUCUAGCAAUUGGAAGGACGCCGGAACUUUCCCAGGGAAAGAAGCUUACACACAAAGCUGAUAUCUACUGUUUCGGAAUAAUAAUACUAGAGCUCAUGACCGGCAGAAUCCCAGGGGAGACCACGGAUGACAAUCAGGUAAUAGCCAGCGAUAUAUCUGAGUGGGUGAAAGAGACGGUGCACGGCGAGUGGUCCACCGAUGUAUUGGAUGUGGAAAUAUAUGCUGCCAAGGAAGGGCACGACGACAUGCUCAAGCUCACAGAGAUAGCUCUGGAGUGUACGGAUUUAGUACCAGAGAGAAGACCCGAGGCGAGUGAGCUUCUUAGAAGAAUAGAAGAGAUCGAGACCGGAAACCAAGAUAACAACUGAAGAACCCAGGAAAGAUCUUCAAGUUUUGCUGCUCUAGCUACAGAUGGAACUAACUCUUUAACUCAUUCUUUCAAUGCAGAUUCUGCGCCAUUCAGUUUUACUCAACGGGCAUCUGUAUGAUAUUGAUUGCAGAUACCACAUGAAAGCACUUCAACCCAACGGUGCAUCUUUUUACUUAACACAUAUUGUACGUACUGCUGAUCAUCAAUUGUGAUAGUUUUGGUGAUGUGGAGUACGAAAAUUUUGAUUCUGUGACCACUCAAUAGUUAUCAGGCCUGGCCUAGCUACCUCAAUGAAAUUCACGUUCUUGUAGUGUUUG